CACCGUGAAGCCAGUCUUGUCCCGACGGUCGCCGCGGACGCACGUGUUCGAAGCGCGUACCACCUCGUGAAUUACGACUCCCAGAAAUUAUGUAAAAAAAUGUGCUGUUACAAUUUCGCUGUGUGAAGAUCACGUGUGUUGAUUUCUCGUGUUUUCUUAUAAUUUAAUUUUUUCUCUCGCCACAAAAUUAAUUGAUUGGUUUAAAUGUUUUAAUUUUCGAAUUUGCAGUUUGUCGAGUCUUUUGAGGGUUGAUGUGCGUGUGUUACGUUUGACGUUCUGUUUUUGAAAAUUCGCAGUUUAUAUAUUUUUUUCUUGUUUGUGGUGCUGAAGGUGAUUCGUUUUUUUUUUGGAUUUGAAAAUAGAAGAUUUCUAUCAAGUAACUGAAAAAUUGAUGUGCCAUUGAGAAACCCGACUUACAGAGCCGUGACCGAACUGUGCAGAUCACUUCAGCAGAUUUGAAGCUCAAGAAAUAAGGUAAUUAAGAUCAGUCCGUCUGGCUGGCGGGGUCAACGCCCUGAAAACACCCAACCAAGGAACGAAAGGACUGGAUACAACACUUCUACUGAUACGCUGAUUCAAAAGACAUCACAGAUGACAUAACGAACAAAAUGUCAAUGUCAACGAGGUAGCCAUUACAAAUCCAAUAUGGCGGCGCACGACAAAGAUUGGGUCGAUUACUUCGGGGAUUUUAACGACACUAGACAAAUAGUAGACAGUGACAGUACAGAUUUGGACAUUUCAAAGCUUAAUUAUUAUGAUAACCAGACCUACCCCGGUUAUUCGAACUUUAGUUCAGACGAUUUUUGCCUGUCAAACCAUUCGCAUUUCUACUUGAACGUCACUUGCGAGUUCCCGAUUAAUUAUGCGGAACCUAUGUAUGGAUACAUAGCUCCGUUCCUCCUAGCAACAACGACUGUGGCGAAUACUUUAAUCGUCGUGGUUCUAUCAAGACGCCAUAUGCGAACACCGACGAACGUUGUACUAAUGGCUAUGGCUCUCUGUGAUAUGUUCACCAUGCUAUUCCCGGCACCGUGGCUCUUCUAUAUGUACACUUUUGGAAACCAUUACAAGCCCCUCAGUCCGGUUAGAGCGUGUCAAGCCUGGAAUUAUAUGAACGAGGUGAUACCGGCGAUGUUCCACACAGCGAGUAUCUGGCUGACCCUGGCUCUGGCGGUGCAGCGCUACAUCUACGUGUGUCACGCACCAGUCGCGCGGACGUGGUGCACAAUGCCCCGAGUGAUGAAGUGCCUGGUGUACAUUGGCGUGGCUGCCUUCCUUCAUCAGCUGCCCAGGUUCUUCGACCGUCGAUACGUGCCACAGAUCACAGUCUGGCGAGGACACUUCGAAGAAGUCUGCAGAAUCGAAAUGGCUCCGUGGGUGCAGGCGAUAUCUCUGGAUGCCUACUUCAUAACUUACUACGGUUUCCGAGUCCUCUUCGUGCACCUCAUACCUUGCACCUCCCUGGUGGUCCUCAACGUCCUCCUCUUCAGAGCAAUGAGGACCGCCCAGAUCAACAGGCAAAGACUCUUUAAAGAAAACAGAAAAUCCGAGUGCAGAAAACUAAGAGACUCCAAUUGCACAACUCUGAUGCUUAUUGUCGUUGUAACAGUCUUCCUUUUAGUCGAAAUUCCCGUGGCAGUGGUCACCAUUCUCCAUAUAAUAUCAAGCACCAUAGUUGAGAUCCUAGAUUACUAUAUAGCCAACAUUUUGAUCCUUAUAACAAAUUUCUUUAUUUUAGUCUCUUAUCCUAUUAAUUUUGCUAUUUACUGUGGUAUGUCUAGGCAGUUUAGGGAGACUUUUAAGGAAUUGUUUAUUAGAGGGGCUGUGACCAGCCGCAAGAAUGGUGGGUCCAGUAGAUACUCCUUGGUAAACGGCCCCAGGACAUGCACUAAUGAGACCGUGCUCUAAAUCACGGUGCUCUUGUAAAUAUUCUUAUGAUAGAGUAAGGUUUUUGAUUUGUUUAUCUCUGUCUAUGUAUCUAGUACUAGGGACAUAUCAAUGAACAAUUUAUUUUCUGAACUUAACAUAUUUCGAACGAUUUAUCCUUCCUAUUGUAAAGGUGUAUUUUUUCAUUUGUCUCUUUUUUUAGUUUGUAUACAAGUUUAGAAUACAUUUUCGUUCAUAAGUGUAUACUUAUACAUACAUAAAGCGACGAUUUUCUACUAAAUGUAUAACAUUUGUAUAAAACCGAUGUUUGAAAAAUUAAUGUUUAUACAACAAUUAGGGAUUGUGUAAUAAAAUGUAGAAUUAGUAAUGUAUAAUUUGCAUUUACAUUCUGCUUAUUGUAUAAAUUUGUUGAUAUAUAAUUUUUGGGUACUUUUUCGUGGCUGUGAGAUUACCUGAUCAUAAAAUAAGAAAUAAAUUAAAUUUGUUAAAUGUUAAAUAAAUAAUUUAAAUAAAUUGAUUAGCUGAUCCCACAGCCUUCAAAUGGCGAGCCCCCAUUUCGGAAAAGUAUCACUAUACAAUAAAAUACAAUUAUACAUUUUGUAAAUAUUAUAAAACGAAAAAUAUAAUAAAUAUAAACAAUAAUUUAGUUCUGAAUGUGCUUUUAUUAAAUGUACAAUUUAUUUUUAGGAUAAACAUGAACGAUUUAUAAGGUAUUUGUAAAAUUUAUAUAAAAAUAAUAAUACUUUAUUGAUUAAAUUAAUAAAAAAGUAGAUAAAUGUAUAAAAAUGUGUAAGUAUUUAUAUAAAAUAUGAAAUGGUACUAAAUGUUUAUGUGUAAACUAUGUUAUUAAUGUUUGUAUUGCUUCCUUAUUUAAAUAGUAGAAAUAUUUGAAAUUAGAACUUAGGACAAAAUAGAGCUUAACGUUAGGACAAGACUUGGUAAGACAAAUCUUUCAACAAUCGCGCUACAAUCGCCCCACAAUCGCACAACAGUGGCGCGACAAUCGCUGUUGUCUUGACACUAACGUUCUAUUAGAUAAAAUCCUAAAAUAAACUUUACAGCGACAGUAAUAGGACCUAAUUUAAAAUGUAAAGCAAUUUUGUAAAUUGAUUCGGACCAUGGCGGAUUGAACAUUAUAUUAGGUGCAUAUUAUUAAAUAAAUAAAUUGUAUAAUA
Messenger RNA from Spodoptera frugiperda (fall armyworm), 3062 nucleotides. RefSeq names its product sex peptide receptor (gene SPR). The record is from RefSeq and is a predicted model, not a curated record. The transcript has 11 exons. Gene Ontology annotation, biological process: G protein-coupled receptor signaling pathway. Gene Ontology annotation, cellular component: membrane. Lineage: Eukaryota; Metazoa; Arthropoda; Insecta; Lepidoptera; Noctuidae. Bases 646 to 1908 code for a protein of 420 amino acids. Gene Ontology annotation, molecular function: G protein-coupled peptide receptor activity.